This is a messenger RNA of Lotus japonicus, 1050 nucleotides long. Its product is annotated as aspartic proteinase CDR1-like. Gene Ontology annotation, cellular component: extracellular region. Lineage: Eukaryota; Viridiplantae; Streptophyta; Magnoliopsida; Fabales; Fabaceae. The transcript has a single exon. Bases 1 to 1050 code for a protein of 349 amino acids. Gene Ontology annotation, molecular function: aspartic-type endopeptidase activity. Gene Ontology annotation, biological process: proteolysis. The record is from RefSeq and is a predicted model, not a curated record.
AUGAGUUAUUCACUUGGAACCCCACCUCGUCGACUUUAUGGCGUUGUUGAUACAGGUAGCGAAAUGACCUGGAUCCAAUGUCGGCCUUGUAAGUCAUGUUACAACCAAACUAUACCCAUUUUCAAUCCUUCAAAAUUCAAAACCUACAAAAACCUUGCUUGCUCCUCCCCUUCGUGUAAAUUUGUGGUAGGUCCUACUUGCUCCUCUUCUAAUACUUGUGGAUAUGAAAUUGGAUAUGGUGAUGGGUCAAAGUCAAUAGGAGAUGUUGGUUUGGAUACUCUAACCUUGAAAUCCACAAAGGGCUCCUAUAUCUCAUUUCCUAGAACCUUGAUUGGUUGUGGACAUGAAAAUACGGGGUUGUAUGAUAGGAGAAUGACUGGCAUAGUUGGGCUUGGAGCUGGACCUGCAUCGCUUACAACUCAAUUGGGUUCUUCAAUUAAAGGGAAAUUCUCUUAUUGUUUGAUGCCCGUAUUUUCACCGUCUAAAAAUGUCUCAAGCAAACUUUAUUUUGGUGAUGCUGCUGUGGUUUCUGGUCAUGGGGCUGUCUCAACUCCCCUAAUCAAAGACACAGAAAAAUAUGGCGCUUACAUCCUGACUUUGGAAGCACUAACUGUGGGAAACAAGAGAAUAGAUUUUGGGAACUCAUCCUUUGGGUCUAGCAAACCAGUAAAUAUGAUAAUUGACUCAGGCACAACAUUAACAUUAUUGCGCGAAGACAUCUAUAACAAGUUGGAAUCAAUAGUGGCAGAGGUGAUAAAUUUGAAGCCUAUUAAGAGUCCUAUUAAAGAACUGAACCUUUGUUACAGGACCGCAAUAGACCCACCAACCCUUCCUGUGAUCACCGCAAAUUUUAGGGGUGCUAAUGUUACGUUACCACCUUUCAACACCUUUAUUCGACCCAGAGAUAAUGUUUUGUGCUUCGCUUUUGCCUCAUCUGGAGAUAUGGGAAUUAACAUCUUCGGGAUUAUAGUGCAAUGGAACUUUUUGGUAGGCUAUGACAUGCAUAAGAAAGUUGUCUCCUUUAAGCCCACAGAUUGUUUGAAGUUGUGA